Ctenopharyngodon idella (grass carp) is the source of this 1401-nucleotide messenger RNA. Its product is annotated as olfactory receptor 24-like. Lineage: Eukaryota; Metazoa; Chordata; Actinopteri; Cypriniformes; Xenocyprididae. Gene Ontology annotation, biological process: G protein-coupled receptor signaling pathway. Gene Ontology annotation, molecular function: G protein-coupled receptor activity; olfactory receptor activity. The coding region runs from base 4 to 1002 and encodes 332 amino acids. The transcript has a single exon. Gene Ontology annotation, cellular component: membrane. The record is from RefSeq and is a predicted model, not a curated record.
AUCAUGAGCAUCAUGCAGUCAAACUCCUCUGCAAAUGUGACCUUUAUUCGUCCUGCAACAUUUUUCAUCAACGGCUUUUUUAAUGUCCCACAUGUGAAAUACUACUAUGUGUUCUUGUCUUUGGUGUAUGUUGUGACUGUUUUAGGGAAUUCAUUUAUCAUGUAUGUCAUUUAUUUGGCCCGCAGACUUCACACAGCCAAAUACAUUAGUGUUUUCCAUCUGGCCCUUUCUGAUCUGUGUGGAAGCUCGGCUUUGAUUCCAAAAGUCAUAGACACAUUUUUAUUCGAGCAUCAGGACAUCUCAUAUGAAGCGUGCUUGACAUAUAUGUUUUUUGUGUAUCAUUUCAUGAACCUGCAGUCUUUGACACUACUUGUCUUGGCUUAUGACAGACUGGUUGCUAUUUGUUUUCCUCUACGGUAUCAUGCCAUUGUAACCAAAACAGCCAUGUUUCUGAUCAUAGGCGUUAUGUGGAUUUUUUCUGUAGCAUUUUUUUCUGUACUUGUAGGAUCUGUGAAUAGACUUUCUUUUUGUGGCUCUAAUGUGCUUGAUAGUUAUUUUUGUGAUUAUGGCCCUAUCUAUAGAAUAGCCUGCAAUGAUAAUUCUGUAAAUGUUUUGUUAGGUAAAAUUUGCUAUAGUCUCUUGAUUUUUACACCACUAAUUUUGAUCUUCAUCUCAUAUGUCUGCAUUGCUUUAGUUUUGUUUAAAAUUCCCCAUGGUGUUGACCGGAUCAAAUCCAUAAAAACCUGCACCUCACAUCUCAUGUUGGUGGCAAUUUUUUAUAUCCCAAUUUUAAGCAAUAAUAUUGCAUCUAUCAUAACACCUUUGCAUCCAAACGCCCGGAUAAUUAACAAUUCUCUCACUCAGACAAUACCACCUAUGCUGAAUCCCAUCAUAUACACUCUAAAGACAGAGGAGGUCAUGCAAUCCAUUAAAGAGCUGUACAAACGAAGCAGGGUGAACACUACUCAGGAAAGAAAUAUGAAAUGCAGUAGGAGAAAUUAAAAAUAAUAAUUACAGGUUUAAUCUCACUGCAUAUUAUCUGUGAUCAUUUAGAAUUUUUGUUGUUAACAGGCCAAAUAUAUAUUAAAAAACAAAUACAGCUGCUUUGUGAUUUCCCUCUUUUGUUAAAAAAAAAAAAAAAAAAUCAUUUAAUGAUGUUAGGUUAACAGUAAGAACAAAAGAAGAGAACCCAUUAAAUUUGCUUUAAAUAUAACAACUGCUGUAUUCAUGCACAGCUAUUGGAUAUUGGACAUUUUUUUGUUCCUAUAUGGAUAAUAUGUGUAAUAUGCCUAGUUUUGUGCAUUCACUAAUUCUCACCAUUCUCACAUAUGAUCCCACACCAUGUAAUGCAGGCCUAUGCUUCAGUGAACUAAACUCAUUAAACAUAAUCCUUAAAUUAGA